This is a messenger RNA of Naegleria lovaniensis, 2508 nucleotides long. RefSeq lists its product as uncharacterized. The record is from RefSeq and is a predicted model, not a curated record. The coding region runs from base 1 to 2508 and encodes 835 amino acids. Lineage: Eukaryota; Heterolobosea; Eutetramitea; Acrasida; Naegleriidae. The transcript has 5 exons.
AUGACAGCACGCACGAAAAUACAUCCUCAAGAGACCACCACUCAGAAAGAUCAAGACGCAUACGAAAACUCUCCUUACAACACUCUCACUUCAAGCCAUUCCUUAUCUUCUUCGAAUGUGUCCACAAAUUCCAACCUUUCAUUCUUUCGUUCCAUCAAAUGUUGUCUCAUUCUCCUCAUUUCAAGUCUCAUCUUGUUAAGUGUUGUGGUUUUAUCUGCGACUUGGUUGAGUUCCUUUGCUCCAACUGUUUUUCGAUUGAGUAGUUCAGAACGAGAUGGUGAAUUUAAGAGUAUUAUUCAUUAUGCAGAGCAGACGUUGAGAGAAGUGGCAAUUGCGAAUGAAGCAGUGAAACAACAAUUGGUUGGGGAUCGCUUUUCCAUGUAUGAUUAUGAAAAUUCUGAAAGAAAGAUGUAUAGUGCUUAUAAGAGUGGUUUGAGAUAUCAAGAUGGAAUUACCAUUUCUGGUUAUGUUGGCGAUCCUCUCAAUUAUUGUUUUGGAGUUAUUUUAUGGACAGAUACCAUGCCUGCCACUUUUAACAUUACACCAGACAUUCAAACCGUUUACUAUUGUCACAAUUCUUCCUACUAUGAUUAUUGUCAUCGAAGUUCCACACCCGAUGAAACAAUGGCCACUUAUGACUUGUCUGUGAUUAUUGACACGUGUGAAAAACAUCCGAACGAACAGGCAUAUACCUUGAGUUAUGGAUCGAUUGCAAUGCCACAAUAUGUGUUUAUUACCAUUUUGAAUUGUGUUGUGGAUCGAAAUCAAUUGUUACCCUCUCAUAAUUUUUCGUAUUAUUAUGCUGUGGAUUUAACAGUAGAUACUAUUAGUAGCUUUUUGAAGAGUCGUACGAAAUCUAUUCCAAAUUCGAAAGGUUUUAUUGUUGAGACUGAAACAGAAUUCUUGAUUGCUGUUGACAGCGAGGUGGUCAUUACCGAAUAUGCCGCUGAUGGAAGUCUCAAUAGAAAGACCACUGAAACCGUGGACGAUGCAGGCAUUCAAUCGAUUGGAAAAAUCAUUCUCUCUUCGUAUCAAAACAAUUGGAAACAAAUUCCAUGCAAUUCCAUGAUUGUUCUCACUUCCUCUUCCAUGUACAUUAUGGUUGAGAGAAUGUGUACCAAAAACUACAUUGAUUGGAUCGUUGUCUUGGCCAUGCCUCAAUGGAAUUACAUUGGAUCGACCAUUAUUGCGAUCAUUGCUUCCAUUUUUGGAAGUAUUUUAAUUGUCACUUUUGGAAUUAUUUUGGGAGUGUUUGUUUCAUUGAAAAUUGUGAAACCCUUCGAACAUUUAAUUCAAUUAUUCGAGAGUGUGGCUCAAAUGGAUCUCGAUAAAAUUCAACUCAACGAACGAGGUGCCUUCUCUGAAGUGAAACAAUUACAACAACAUUUCAUGAAUAUGGUACAACGUAUGAAAUUAUAUCGAAGUUUCAUUCCAGCUCACUUGUUGUCAGAAAUUGAAAAUUCUCAAAAUGGAAUCAACAAUGAGGACGAUCAAGGAAACUUUCAAAAAAGUGAAAAAGAUUCUGAAAAAGGACAUUCUUCGAAAAGAAGAUUUUCUGAAAGUGAAAAAAGUGAUGGAGCAUCGAGUUCGUCACGAUCGAUGGAAUCUUCAUCGUAUCAUCGAGUCGCAUCGAAAAAGAAUACUUCGAAUGUGAACAAGUUUUCCUUAUAUAUGGAACAUCGAAGAGUGACCUUGUUAGAAAUUCACUUGGAUGGAUUGAAUGAGUGGAUUCAUAUCAUUAGUCCCAAUGAGACGGUCAUGUUAUUAAGUGACGUUUUCGAUCAAGUCAAUAGUAUUUCAAGAGCAUCAGGAGGUCACAUUUCCUCCAUUGAAAAUGAUUCCAUCAUUAUUGCCUUCAACGCUUCUUCUAAUCAAUCCAAUCACGAAGAAAAAGCUUCACAAGUCGCUCGACAACUUCACGACAAACUUCUCUCUGUCAAGUAUAUGAAAUGGAAGAACCAUGAACUUGUCAAAAAGAAACCUCAACUCUACGACAAUAUGACUUUCCGAUUUGCAAUACUUUGUCAAGAAUGUUUUUGUGGAAAUAUUGGUUCGAAUGAUUUUAAGAAUUUCACAAUUAUGAGUAGUUCGAAGAGUAAUUUGGCAUCCUUGAUGGAAGUGUCGAAACGAUUGGAAAUUCCGAUUGUGUGUUGUGAAAAAGUGAAUGCUGCAUGUUCCAAAUCAUUCCAAACGAGAUUUGUGGACACGAAGAAUUGUGUAGAUGAUACCUACAUCAUGUCGGUGACAUUGAAUCAUGAAGUACCUCCACAACACACAACCAAGGUUUAUGAAUUGGGAGGGUCAUUGACUGUUUCACAAGACGAGUGGAUGUAUGAAUUGGCAGAUCAACAAAAGAAGAACAAAUGGAAUUCCUAUAAUCAAGCAUGUCAAUUAUACUUUGAAAAGGAGUAUCCACGCGCUUUGGAGCUGUUCCAAGAAUUUUAUCAAAGUAACACCAAUGACAAGCCUGCAGAACACAUGAUUCGUUUGUGCGAGCAGUUGCAUUAG